Molecule: messenger RNA, 1576 nt
Organism: Owenia fusiformis
Lineage: Eukaryota; Metazoa; Annelida; Polychaeta; Sabellida; Oweniidae
Source: the annotation of a GenBank genome assembly
AGCCUGGAUAUGCACCUGGUUAUGGUGGAGCACCACAAGGUCAACCAGGUUAUGGAGCCCCACCACAGCCUGGAUAUGGAGCACCACCUCAGCCUGGAUAUGGAGCACCACCACAGCCUGGAUAUGGAGCACCACAACAGCAAUCUGGUUAUCCCCAGGCUGGAGUCGAUCCUAAUUUGUACAACUGGUUCCAAGCAGUUGACCAAGAUAGAUCUGGCAGGAUAACAGCUACAGAACUCCAACAGGCACUCACAAAUGCAAACUGGAGUCAUUUUAAUCCAGAAACAUGCAGACUCAUGAUUGGUAUGUUCGACAGGGACUUCAGUGGUACAAUCGAUUUCAAUGAAUUCUGUAGUUUAUGGAACUAUAUUCACCAAUGGAAGGGCAUAUUUGACCGGUUUGAUGGUAACAGAUCUGGAACUAUUGAAAGUCAAGAACUACAAAGUGCAUUUUCGAUGAUGGGCUUCAAUGUAUCUCCCAGGUUUGUGCAGCUAAUUGUUUGGACAUAUGACACCCAUGGAAGAAGAUCAUUAACAUUAGAUAAAUUCAUCCAGUCCAGUGUGAUGUUGAAGUCAGUCACAGAUACAUUUAAACAAAAGGAUACAAAUCUCAGUGGUGUAAUCAAUGUUGGCUAUGAAGAUUUCAUGUAUAUGGCUAUGUCAAAUAAACCAUAGGAACCAAAAUAAAAAGGCAAUUAGUGGAAUCCAAACAUAACUUGGAUCAUACCCAUUUUGGAAUUCAUUGUGUAAUGUCUCAUUCAGUUGUUUACCACUAUAUGUGGUGAGCGAUAGCUCUUCAGUUUGAUUCAUUAUUCAAAUAAUAAACACUAACAGAACCAGCAACCCCUCGAUGUGCACCAGUUUUGUCAUCACGUAAUCUCACAGAAUUGGCUUCUCAUUGUGUCUGCUGACACAUAAUUGAAAAAUAACAGACUACAAUUCAAACUUUUGAAUGGGGACAGUCUGAUAAGAGACAAGCUGUCUCAAUAAAAUAAAGACAAUCAAAAUUGAAGAUAAAGCAGCUCGAGUUAGAUAUUCACAUUAUGUAUUUGUUUCAUAUAAAUAUCAUGUAUAGGCUUGAUAAAAAAGAUCUCUAGAAUGAUAACAUCGGGGUGAUAUGUAUUACUAUGUAAUGAAGUACAUGUAUGCAGUUUCACCUAUUUGUACAAUAUUUGAAAAAUGUGAAUCCAUUCCAGGAUUAUCACAAAUGGAUAGAUAUUAUGUAGAUAACAUUAUUUCUCAUAUGUACAGCACAAAGUAAAGUACAUGUUCAGAUGCGUGUUAACAAAGAUAUUUGUGAAAACCCUACAUGUAUUUUCAAGUCUCUGGACCCUCUCAUCUACUUCACCACCAUUUGGGAGAUUUGUAAUGGGGCUGGAGCUUGUAGCUAGCUGGACUAAAUGAUGAGGUUUGAAUCUGUUGUGAGACUGACUGUAACUGAAUCAGUUAUGACAUGGCAAAACAUUUUGCAAAUUAAUAUGUUGUUCUUCACAUCUUUAUGAACCUAUUUCUUAAAGGGAAUAUAGUACUUGUAAAAUAAUAUAAAACUAUAAUAAACCAAUAAAAUAAUAUAACUU